Molecule: messenger RNA, 1871 nt
Organism: Diachasma alloeum
Lineage: Eukaryota; Metazoa; Arthropoda; Insecta; Hymenoptera; Braconidae
Product: E3 ubiquitin-protein ligase RNF8
Exons: 3
Coding region: 186-1538 (450 amino acids)
Biological process (GO): protein K48-linked ubiquitination; double-strand break repair; ubiquitin-dependent protein catabolic process
Cellular component (GO): site of double-strand break; nucleus; cytosol
Molecular function (GO): ubiquitin protein ligase activity; metal ion binding; histone binding
Source: RefSeq, a predicted model, not a curated record
UCCGAAAUUUGUUUACACUUGUUCUCUCCCUAGCUGGGACAUAGUGCAUCACUGAUACCCAAAAAAAGGACUAACAACAACAACUUGUUCUCUCCCAACUGUAUUAUCAUUUUGGAGCAGUUGAUUGUUUUGAUACACACAAAUGGGAAAACAUAAUAACAAACAGUGAAACGUUCUUUGACGAAAUGGAGCCCUGCGUGUCACAACGGAGUGAUUCGAGAACCUUGCUCCAAGAUCUAAUACCAGUGCUCCAAAAAUUUGACAAAACCAAUCAAAGCAUCGAUGAUAUACACGUAACCAAGAAUCAGUUCACAAUCGGCCGAGCACGAGAGAACGAUGAGGUUAUUUGUAGCAUGGUGAUCUCCCGGCACCAUUGUAUGCUAGAAUGCGACGGAAAUGGUGAUUGGGUCAUAAAAAACUUCAGCCUAAACGGAACUGUUUUGAAUGGUCAGUUUUUGGGUCCGAAUGUGUCCAGAAGUAUUAGUCUCGGGGACGUAGUGCAAUUCUCUGUUGUAGGAGAUUAUAAAUAUUUUUUCACCUUAAGAUUCAAAGACGAGGUUCCUGUGAAGAGACGACGAACUGAUGAAACUUCUCAAAAUGAAAAUCUCUCGAGAAUUCACACAUUUGCGGAUUAUCAAGAAUCGAAAAGAAAAGAAAUGGAACAGGAUCUCCAAUCGAAGAGAAAGGAACAAAACGACUUGAAAAUGCUGCUAGAAGAUUGUUUGCAGAGACAAGAAACUGAAAAUGAUUUUAUCAUGACCGAGAGGAUAAACAGUUUGAAGAGCGCUUUAGAAUCAGCCGAUCAAAUGGUGAAAAUUUUGGAGGGAACGUACAAUUGUUAUCUGUCGAGAAUGGAUGAAGAGCGAAAAGAAUUCGAUGCCAAACUUGUGAAAGAAGGGACAAAGCUGCAAAGGGAAUUGAAUACAAGUGAUAAGCAAGUGGAGAAAAUAAUUGGACAGAAGAUGGAAAAGUGGACGAGAGAACACCAGACUAAGUGGUCUGACAUUAUGAAGGGAAUGAUGAAAGAGGAAAAGAGUAAGCAGGAGAAAUUGGAGAAUGAGAAUUCGAGUCUCGCGGCCAAAUUGAGAAAAGCCGAGGAGGCAUUGAAAAUGACUGAGGACGCCCUCAGGGAGAAAUCUGCUCUGGCUAAACAUCUCCAACAGCAACAGGCUCGAGAAGUGAUAGACUUAGAGAAGGAGUCAGGAAGUUAUUCGUCUGAUGAAAUUCCAUCCACCUCUAAAAAUAAUCUUCGUGACAAGGUAGAAAAUAUCUUAGACGAACAAUUAUCCUGCAGCAUAUGCUCUGAAAUCUUCGUCAAUCCUACAUCCUUAAACUGCAGUCACACAUUCUGUCAGUACUGCAUAUCUUCAUGGAAUAAAAAAACCAAAAAAGCCAAUUGUCCAAUAUGUCGCGUAAGGAUAAAAUCAAUGAAUCAGUCACGGGUCUUUGAUUGUCUCAUUGAGAAAAUGGUAAGCGAAUUAUCCUCAGAGUUGAAAAAACGGAGAGAACAACUCAUUAAAGACCGUAGAGGCAGUUGAGGAUGAUUUAUUUUUAAAUAACGUUAGGAGUCUUUAUAUAAGGGUAUAAAUUAUAUAAACCCGUACGCUCAUACGUGUUUUGUCGUAAACCGAUAAGAAAUGACGUAAAUGAAAGGAAGUGUGAUUCAUGCGACUUAGGUCAUAGAUACAGUCGUAGCGCUUCUGUUUAUAAAUUUGUAUUUAAUUACGCAGAAAUUAGGUAAUGAUUAAUGAGACCGUAUCAUUUUUUUCAUUCGAUACUAGUUAGAAUAAAUUGUAGAGAAUUGAUGAAUAUUUUCCUAGAAAACUGAAUGUAUACUCUAUUAUGAUUUCAUAAAUAAUUAUGAAAAGUAA